UGCCACCGAUGACCUAAAAAGUUUGAAUGGUUAUUAGAUCUGAACAUUUAUUUCGGUAGCAGUAGACAAAAGCAAUUGGAGCGGAAAAUCAAUUUUCCGUUCAAUUAGUUUGAAAAGGAAAAACAUUGCGUCUCGAUUGUGGCGGAUUCCCGUGGAUAGACCACCAGUGAUGGGAUAAUCGCGGAAAUGCGGGGAAAUGCAUUUGAAAAAUAAAUCUCGAAUGAAGGAUUCGAGCCGAGGGACUUCUCACGUAUUCCCCGAGGCCACCACGAAAUCGGCAACCAUCGGCUGGCAUCGGCAGAGGCCACUUUCCACUCGGAUACCUGUUAACCCACUUGAAUCAGUCUCUGAACUACUUUGGAGAAAGGAUCAUCUGUUUUUUCUUCUUCUUGCCGAUUUCAUCCGCUGGAUCCCCGAUUUUUUUUUCCUCCACUGGGAUAAAAGUAGAACGUCGAUCGUCAUUGAAGCCUCAUCCCCCGAUGAUGACGUCUGGAGGUGAAAAAUUGGUGUUUAAAUCGUAUCCGGAUGCGAGGAGAGACUGCCGAUUUCUCUGACUCGCUCCUUCUCGCAUUGACUCUCAUUGAUCACGUACUGUCCAGGUGAUUUUAAUAGUGAGUGUUUAUCAUGGGAAUUGAGAGAGUGACACUUGGAUAAUCUGCUCGGAACAAUUGAUUGAAAAUGAAAGGGUGGUUCGAUGCGUUCAGAAAUGAUGGGGGCCCCACACUCUACAGCUACAGCAAUCGGACACCUGUCACUGGGGAUAUUCACCUGAUAACUAUAUUCAUUGUCUUCUGCACGAUAUUCGCUGCCUUCCUCAUCAUAUUCCCCGGGAUACGGAAAGAGAGAGUCACGACGUUUUUCACGGUGACCCUGAGUCUCUUCGUGGGGGCCAGCAUCCAAGUUGCCCAAUACGGCUCGACUUGGCACACGACCUCGUCCCAAAUCGUCAGCAGUUAUAGCGUCUUCUCCAGGCACCGGACACACGCUGAAAUCGGUGGUUUCAUCGGUCUCAUGCACAUCAACAUCACGUACAGAUUGCUGGGAAAUGACGAGGGUAACCUGGAGGGAGAGGACGUGGAGUUUAACGAGAGAUUCUGGUGGAGGAGCCCCACAGAGAUGAGUGAGGCCUUCAAAUUGUCUCUCCAUCGGGGAAUGCCAUUUCCCAUUAUUUCCCUGGCUGAGUAUUUCAGUCUUCACCAGGAGGGAUUCUCCUGGGGUACACGGUACCGAGAGGCUGGACACUGGGCCUCCAUUAUACUCUGGACGAGUUUCGCUGCCUGGAUUCUAACGAAUCUCCUCCUCGUGGUGGUCCCCAGGUAUGGGGCAUACGGUAUGAUUUUCACAGGGAGUCUGAUGCUCCUGACGAGUCUCACGUACUGGUCCCUGUUACCCUGCGACCCCCUCGUCGCUCACAUCGACGGCUCCAUCCUCGUCUUCAACUUCGGCUGGAAUUAUUGGCUACUACUCGUGGCCGGGGCUGGCUGCGUCCUGGGGGGCACUGUCAUUGCCAUAAUUGACUUGAUAUUCCCUCAUCAGUUCUCAACAAUUCUCGAGGUUGAUUACGAUACACCGUACGACAGGCACGUAAUCAUCGAGGAGAGUUUCGACACGAGAAAUGUUGGAAAUAAAUUACCCAAGAUCGAUGACGACCUCGAUGAGAGGAUCAUCAUGAGUAAAAUGGGAAAGAUGGUGAGUAGCCAGUCGAGCAGUCGAGGUAUUGUGAACCAGGGCUAUGAGGCCCCAGACUACCAUCGAGACGCCGACGCCUCGACGAUGAUGAACCACUGGGCGUAUCCCUUCCCCCCAGUCACCCGCAGGAUCGACUGACAUUCCAACACAGUCCUCCAAUAAAAUAAAUUCAUUCCAUACCAAAUAUCGUAUAAAAUCUAUUUAAAGAGGUUUAUAUACAAUUUUUAAAUAAAUUUUUAUCAAUUCGA
This is a messenger RNA of Fopius arisanus, 1937 nucleotides long. RefSeq names its product dual oxidase maturation factor 1 mol (gene mol). The transcript has 6 exons. NCBI's taxonomy places the organism in Eukaryota, Metazoa, Arthropoda, Insecta, Hymenoptera, Braconidae. Gene Ontology annotation, biological process: protein transport. Gene Ontology annotation, cellular component: endoplasmic reticulum membrane. Bases 679 to 1827 code for a protein of 382 amino acids. The record is from RefSeq and is a predicted model, not a curated record.